This is a messenger RNA of Rhipicephalus microplus (southern cattle tick), 2025 nucleotides long. RefSeq names its product high-affinity choline transporter 1-like. Gene Ontology annotation, biological process: acetylcholine biosynthetic process; transmembrane transport; choline transport. Gene Ontology annotation, molecular function: choline:sodium symporter activity. Gene Ontology annotation, cellular component: plasma membrane. The record is from RefSeq and is a predicted model, not a curated record. Lineage: Eukaryota; Metazoa; Arthropoda; Arachnida; Ixodida; Ixodidae.
AUGGCAAUCAACAUCCCCGGCCUGCUGGCCAUCAUUUUCUUCUACGUGGUCAUUCUGGCGGUUGGCAUCUGGGCAGGCCGCAAGACCAACGCGCCCCGACGAGGCACUUUAUCGGUGAGCGUGGGCGAGCAAUCCAACAUAAUGCUCGCUGGAAGAAACAUCGGCCUGUUCGUCGGUGUCUUCACCAUGACCGCGACCUGGGUUGGAGGUGGUUAUAUCAACGGUACCGCAGAAGUAGUUUACAUCAGUGGUCUCGCUUGGUGCCAGGCGCCCUUCGGAUACGCCCUCAGCCUGCUCAUAGGCGGAUACCUGUUCGCAGUGAAGAUGAGGAAAGCAGGCUACAAGACGAUGCUGGACCCUUUCCAGCAGCACUUCGGCGCCCGCAUGGGCUGCCUGCUUUUCCUGCCGGCCUUGUGCGGUGAGGUGUUCUGGUCGGCCGCCAUCCUCGCUGCGCUCGGCGCCACGGUGGAGGUCAUCAUGGACUUUGAGCGGACAGAGUCGGUGGUCGCGUCGGCGUGCAUCGCUCUUUUCUACACGUUCACGGGAGGCCUGUACUCGGUCGCCUACACGGACGUCAUCCAGCUUUUGGCCAUCUUCGUUGGCCUGUGGAUGUCCGUGCCGUUCGCAAUGUUCCACGAAGCAGUCGGCCCCAUCUCGUACCCGAAGAACGACUUCGUAGGCAGCGUGGAGUGGAAGGACUUUGGCAUCUACUGGGACUCCAUGCUGCUACUCAUGAUGGGCGGGGUGCCCUGGCAGGUGUACUUUCAGCGGGUUCUCUCGAGCCGCACGGCCGAGGGUGCCGAGCUGCUGUCGUACAUGGCGUCGUUCGGGUGCCUGUUCAUGGCCAUCCCACCCGUCAUUCUUGGUGCCGUCGCCAAAGCGGCCAACCUGACGCAGGCGGGCUAUACGAAGGCCAUCCCGCUGACGGGCGAGGCAACGACGCUGACGCUGCCGCUGGUGCUGCAGUACCUGACGCCGGGCUUCAUCUCGGCCAUCGGGCUCGGUGCCGUCUCCGCGGCGGUGAUGUCCUCCUCGGACUCGUCGAUCCUCAGCGCGGCCUCCAUGUUCGCCUGGAAUAUUUACAAGCUCGGCAUAAGGCAGAACGCCACGGAAAAGGAGGUGAUUGGCGUGAUGCGUGUGUCCAUUGUGCUGGUCGGUGCGCUGGCCACCUUCAUGGCGCUGACAGCCGAGUCGAUCUACGGCCUGUGGUACCUGUCCUCGGACCUGGUCUACGUCAUUCUCUUCCCGCAGCUCGUCUGCGUGGUGUACCUGAAGGAGCGUGUCAACACGUACGGCUCCUUCGCCGCCUACGUAGUGGGCUGCGUCUUGCGCGCGGGAGGUGGCGAGUCCAUCCUCAAGAUACCGCCCUUCAUCAAGUACCCCUUCUACGACUAUGAGAAUAAUCAGCAGCUUUUCCCCUUCAGGACCUUCUCGAUGGUCCUCAGCUUUGUCACCCUGGUCGUGGUGUCUGGCGCAGCAUCGUGCCUCUUCAUGUCGGGGCGCUUGCCUUCCGACUGGGACGUGUUCAACUGCUUCCAGCCUGACGCCAAAGCAUUGGAAAUGACGCCCGCACAUGAAAAGACGCCCGCGGCAAUGAGCGUGGAGGUGAAGUCAUCUGGUGGCGCUGCUAUGGCGCCAGCUUCCACCGGCCCCGAAGCAAUGGCGACGUCUACGCCGCAGACACAAGCAGCUGUAGUUUCUAAGGAACAUGCGUCAGCAGCUCCGAGGUCAUCGACACCAUCCGGUAUGGUCGCUGAAUCCAUGGCUCCGACGGCGCUUGCCGCCGUUUCUGAGGAUAAGACGCAGAGCCACCAAUCCGGUGACGUCACGUUCAAGAGCCACGCGAAACCGCCGACUCCCAAGAACGAGGAGACCAGUGACGUCUCCGGCGUCAAGCGCAAGCGCAGGAAGAGCCGGCGCUCCAGCGAGGGUUCUCGGAAGUCGACUCCCGGCGACGUCUCUAAGCCGCUGGCCACCGAAGCCACCGAUGCGGACAAAGCACCCGAAACCGCCAAGAAGCACUGA